AGCGCGCGUCUCAUUCCAAUAGUACAUACUCAUCUUUCCAAGUCAAGAAUUUGUCGACAAGCCCAAAUGUUCUUUUUAUAGUGAAUAUAUUUUAUAUAACACAUCUAUUGUCUGAUCAUAACAUAUGGCACUUCGUUAAUUACAUUAAGGUUUUAUUUGUUUUAAUUAAGUAAUGACUCGGUGUCUUGAUAUUAAGGUUUGCGCGCAAAUUUUCCUCCUGUUGUACUGUAUUUGGAUAUCAGUGCUCCACUAAAUUUCACUAUGUUCCCGAGGAGUGGAUUACCUCCUGCGUAUUCUUUGGCACCACCGAAAAUAUCCAACUGCGCUUUGGUAAGAAAGAAAGCGAUUUUGCCUCUUGGAUUUUUAAUUUGACAUUUGUCCAUGGAAAAGAACAAGGAAGUGGAACAUUGACCAAAAAAACCAAGAGGAAUGAUUCGUACCUUUGUUAAAAUUCUUACAGCCUUAUUUGUUUGUGUCUUCGAGGCAACCAACUUCAGGGAGAUCAGUGCUAAGGAGUACGAUACCAGGGCAGCAGGUCGGAGCUCUGCACUGACCAUGUCUCCCUCUGAUUUUUUGGACAAACUCAUGGGUAGAACAUCAGGCUAUGAUGCUCGAAUAAGGCCAAAUUUCAAAGGUCCGCCCGUUAAUGUUACCUGCAACAUAUUUAUCAACAGCUUUGGUUCAAUAGCAGAGACUACGAUGGAUUACAGAGUGAACAUAUUCCUGCGGCAGCAGUGGAACGACCCCCGUCUGGCUUACAGCGAGUACCCUGAUGACUCCUUGGACCUGGACCCCUCCAUGCUGGACUCCAUCUGGAAGCCCGACCUGUUCUUCGCCAACGAGAAGGGCGCCAAUUUCCACGAUGUCACCACAGAGAACAAGCUGCUGAGGAUCUUCAAGGACGGCAAUGUGCUCUACAGCAUCCGACUCACACUCAUUCUCUCUUGUCCAAUGGACUUAAAAAACUUCCCCAUGGAUGUACAGACCUGUGCGAUGCAACUGGAGAGCUUCGGCUACACCAUGAAUGACCUGAUCUUUGAGUGGCUGAACGAGGGGCCAGUGCAGGUGGCAGAUGGCUUGACCCUGCCCCAGUUCAUCAUGAGGGAUGAGAAAGAGCUGGGAUACUGUACCAAACACUACAACACAGGUAAAUUCACCUGCAUCGAGGUGAAGUUCCACCUGGAGAGACAGAUGGGAUACUACCUGAUCCAGAUGUACAUUCCCAGCCUGCUCAUCGUCAUCCUGUCCUGGGUGUCCUUCUGGAUCAACAUGGACGCCGCGCCCGCCAGGGUGGCCCUGGGCAUCACCACGGUGCUCACCAUGACCACGCAAAGUUCAGGGUCCCGCGCCUCCCUGCCCAAGGUGUCGUACGUGAAGGCCAUUGACAUCUGGAUGGCUGUGUGCCUUUUGUUUGUGUUUGCUGCACUGCUGGAAUAUGCAGGUGUUAACUUUGUCUCACGGCAACAGAAGGAGUUCCUCCGAUUGAGACGCAGACAGAGACAACACAAGGAUGACGACAUGGGGGAGAGUCGUUUCAGUUUCACCGGGUACGCCAUGGGCCACUGCCUGCAGGCCAGAGACGGAACCGCGGUCAAGACCACCGCGCCAAACCCAGCACCCCCUGCCCCUAAAGACUCGGAUGCCACCAAGAAGAAAUUCGUGGACAGGGCCAAGAGGAUCGAUACAGUGUCCAGAGCCGCCUUCCCGCUGGCUUUCCUCAUCUUUAAUACCUUCUACUGGAUUACCUACAAAAUCAUCCGGCACGAGGACGUCAUCAAGGUGUAGCGCUGGCGUCCGUCUGAACCUGCCACACUGGCAUCCGUGAAAAUAAACAAUCUCAAAAACCUUUUCUUUUUUCUCUCCAUAUGUUGGGAUUGUGUAGUGAGGCUAUGAGGAGUGUGAUAAAAUGGUUUUCUCACGGAAUAGAGGAGGCUGCAUAGUCAUUGCCAAAAUGUACAUAUACUCAAUAUAGUGAACAUGUAUUUAAAAAAUGGAGCAUGUUAUUAUUUAUGGUUAAUCACUGGAAGCCAAUUUUUUUUAGAUUACACUGAACUCUGUAGAGUUGAAAUGAGGUAAUUUAUGUGGACCAAAUUUUCUAAAACACUGCUUUAUACUGUACUUACAUGAGCAGCACCGUGUCGGUUAAUGAAUAGCCUAGGGUGGGAUUUAGGAGGAAGUAGUUUUGUGUGGAAAAUGUUUAAUACUAAGUGGAAAUAUAAAUGCCACAUGAAUAAAGAAGUAUUUUGGUGAAGUA
Molecule: messenger RNA, 2254 nt
Organism: Conger conger (European conger)
Lineage: Eukaryota; Metazoa; Chordata; Actinopteri; Anguilliformes; Congridae
Product: glycine receptor subunit alpha-2
Exons: 9
Coding region: 430-1785 (451 amino acids)
Biological process (GO): signal transduction; chloride transmembrane transport; regulation of membrane potential
Cellular component (GO): synapse; plasma membrane; neuron projection
Molecular function (GO): chloride channel activity; transmembrane signaling receptor activity; transmitter-gated monoatomic ion channel activity
Source: RefSeq, a predicted model, not a curated record